Molecule: messenger RNA, 3034 nt
Organism: Pteronotus mesoamericanus
Lineage: Eukaryota; Metazoa; Chordata; Mammalia; Chiroptera; Mormoopidae
Gene: PLP1
Product: proteolipid protein 1
Exons: 7
Coding region: 148-981 (277 amino acids)
Biological process (GO): axon development; central nervous system myelination
Cellular component (GO): myelin sheath; plasma membrane
Molecular function (GO): structural constituent of myelin sheath
Source: RefSeq, a predicted model, not a curated record
CAUUGCUGGAGAAGAGGACAAAGAUACUCAGAGAGAAAAAGUAAAGGACCGAAGAAGGAGACUGGAGAGACCAGGAUUCUUCCAGCUGAACAAAGCUGUAAAGCAGACUAGCCAGCCGGCUACAAUUGAAGUCAGAGUCCCAAAGACAUGGGUUUGUUAGAGUGCUGUGCAAGAUGUCUCGUAGGGGCCCCCUUUGCCUCCUUGGUGGCCACUGGAUUGUGUUUCUUUGGGGUGGCGCUGUUCUGUGGCUGUGGACAUGAAGCCCUCACUGGUACAGAAAAACUAAUUGAGACCUAUUUCUCCAAAAACUACCAGGACUAUGAGUAUCUUAUCAAUGUGAUCCAUGCCUUUCAGUAUGUCAUCUAUGGAACUGCCUCUUUCUUCUUCCUUUAUGGGGCCCUCCUGCUGGCUGAGGGUUUCUACACCACCGGUGCAGUCAGGCAGAUCUUUGGCGACUACAAGACCACCAUCUGCGGCAAGGGCCUGAGCGCAACGGUAACAGGGGGCCAGAAGGGGAGGGGUUCCAGAGGCCAACAUCAAGCUCAUUCUUUGGAGCGGGUGUGUCAUUGUUUGGGAAAAUGGCUAGGACAUCCCGACAAGUUUGUGGGCAUCACCUAUGCCCUGACUGUUGUGUGGCUCCUGGUGUUUGCCUGUUCUGCUGUGCCUGUGUACAUUUACUUCAACACCUGGACCACCUGCCAGUCUAUUGCCUCCCCCAGCAAGACCUCUGCCAGUAUAGGCAGCCUCUGUGCUGAUGCCAGAAUGUAUGGCGUUCUCCCAUGGAAUGCUUUCCCUGGCAAGGUGUGUGGCUCUAACCUUCUGUCCAUCUGUAAAACAGCUGAGUUCCAAAUGACCUUCCACCUGUUUGUUGCUGCGUUUGUGGGGGCUGCAGCCACACUGGUUUCUCUGCUCACCUUCAUGAUUGCUGCCACUUACAACUUUGCUGUCCUUAAACUCAUGGGCCGAGGCACCAAGUUCUGAUUGCCUGUAGAAACUUCCCUUUCCCUAAUAGUGAGGCUCUAACCACACAGCCUACAUGCUACGUCUCCCGUGUUAACUCUUUGCCUUUGCCACUGACUGGCCCUCUUCUUACUUGACGAGUGUAACAAGAAAGGAGAGUCUUGUGGUGAUUGAUGUCUCUCUGUGGACUCUCCCCUCUUAUGUACUUCUUUUAGUCAUUUUGCUUCACAGCUGGUUCCUGCUAGAACUGGGAAAUGCUUAAGGUGGUGACUCUGCAACUGCAAGUCACAAAGAAAUGGAGGCUCUACCACAACUUUCAAGCAUCUCCUGAGGAUCAGGGAGAGUUUCCUUCUCAAAGGAUACUUCCAUUCAUGGAAACAAAGUGAAAAGAAAGAUGCUCAGGUAGAAAGAAGGAAGGCACCUUGUCCUACUUCCAUCUAUGGGGACCAAAUAUAUUCUCUUUGGUAUGCAAAACAGAGAAUUCAGUCCUGUCUCCCUAUUACCACUGAAGAUAGAAGAAAAAAGGAAUGCCAAUAAAACAAUAAGAGCUUUUCCCAAAAUCUACCUAUUGCAGCUGGGAGAGGGGGUCAAAGCAAGGAUCUUUCACCCAUAGAAAGAGAGCGCUGACCCCAAUGGCAAAGGACUAUUUAAGCCAUAACUCAGCCAACCUUACUUAUAGCAUAAGGGAGCGUAGUGUCUGUGUAAACAGAGGGGAAACCUGGCCUUACACCUUGCUAGAGAAGAGAAACAGGGUGUUGUCAGCAUUUUCUCACCCCCUUCUCCUUAAGAACAGCUACCAUGACAACUCUGUAGUUUCCAAGGAGCUGAGAAUAGAGAGAAACUACUCAGAUUUAAAAAAAAGACUCGCUUAAGGAGCAGCAGUUGCUAGUGGCUAAUGGUGUAAACUGAGCCAGCCCUCUGAUAGACACAGGGUAGAUAACUCUAUGAUAGCAUGUCUUUUUUUUCCUGUUAAUUAGCUGUGUACUCUGGCCUCUGUCAUAUCUUCACAAUGGUGCUCUUCUCAUGGGUAUUAUCUAUUCAGUCAUUGUAGGUGAUUUGAAGAUCUUGAUUUGUUUCAGACUGAUGCAUAUUUCACACUUUCCAGUUUGUUUAUCAUUUGGCUGGGUGUGUACCAGAAAGGUCUGGAGAAUGAUUCUUUGACUAUGAUUCUUUAACAAAUGAAAAUCGAACAGUAAACAUCACAAAUGAUACAUAAAAUUGGCUAGUUCCAUGCAUCUAUUGAAAUCUUCUGUAAAUUAUUCUGCCUACAGAAACAGAUUUGGUAAAUUUGAACUUCAAUUUGAAUAACCUAUUAUUUUAAUUAUUAGCUGAUUGUUCUUUCUAGCUAGUGGGAAAUGAUUUGGUAUAGCAGUGUUACCUUGGUUUGUUAAAAAGUCAGAUUUAUCAUACAGGUUAUUCUCUCCUGGUGUAGAACACAUAACUUAAUGUUCCAGCUGUCAGCUAUUCAGUUGGCAAGUUUCCACAGAAAAGGAAAGGUUUUUGGAAAGAUUUUGAAACCUGAAUAGCUCCCAGGUUUCAGUCUUCUCUUUCUUGUUUAUUAACUUUGGUUUAAAGAUAAAAGGCUGAUUGAUCCUUAUUGAAGGAAGGAUUUUAUGGAUAUGACUGUAGGCAGCUUUUUUGUGGUAAAGAGUUGUAUAAUUUCCUGCCAAAGUGGUUUAAGCAAUGUUUAAGGAGAUGUAAUAUCUUUACAAAAAGACACUUGGUAUUUGUUUUCAGACCAGUAUAACAGAUAAGCUUCCAGGCUGCAAAGAGGGAAGAGAUGAAAAAUGUUCUGUAAGAAACCAAUCAAGAUCAAAAAAAGUGAAGUAAUCCAUACCUUGUGUUUUUUUUUAAUUUAAUAACAUAAAUAACCAACCUUUCCUGAAAACCUCCCAGGCAUACAUACACAUAUAUACACAUACAAAGAGAGAGUAAUCAACUGCAAGAGUAUCCUUCAUUUCUGAUAUAGAAUUUCAAUUUUAACACACAUAAUGGAUAAGCUUUUACAAACUUAUCUUACAAAAUGCAUUUUAUAAAAUUAAAGAAAAUAAAAUUAAGAAUGUUCUCAAUAAAA